AUGCUGUUCGCCAAGGCCAUCGUCGCUCUCACCUCUGCCGCCGUUGUCAUGGCCGCCUGCCGUCAAGACCGCUUCGGUUCCAGGUGGGGUCUGAGCCGUGGUCGGAUGUACGACAACAUGAUGAUGGAUGGUCUCCGUUGCAAGUGCGACAACACGGGCGUGCACGACGAUGAGGUCUGGACGAACAACGAGUGCAGCGCCCUCGGCAAGGAGGUUAAGUGGUGCUACGGUGCGGCUGAAUUCUACUGCGAGACCGGAGACAGGGGCGACGAGUUCCGAAAGCACUGUGCCAGUCGCGGCAGUACUUGCUACGCGGAUGAUUGCUAA
Messenger RNA from Gamsiella multidivaricata, 327 nucleotides. RefSeq lists its product as uncharacterized. Bases 1 to 327 code for a protein of 108 amino acids. The record is from RefSeq and is a predicted model, not a curated record. Lineage: Eukaryota; Fungi; Mortierellomycota; Mortierellomycetes; Mortierellales; Mortierellaceae. The transcript has 2 exons.